Messenger RNA from Lactuca virosa, 1634 nucleotides. NCBI's taxonomy places the organism in Eukaryota, Viridiplantae, Streptophyta, Magnoliopsida, Asterales, Asteraceae. The record is from the annotation of a GenBank genome assembly.
AUGCUAGCUGAGCACUUGGCUCCCUCCUUAAGCUCACCGAAAUCCCACUUUUGGGUCGAUCUUUAUACCGGGAUGCCAUAUGAUUCAACUUAUCUAGAUUGUAAAGAAACAGCCAAAAAUGAAGUCAUUUCCUCAAGCAGGACAGAAACUAGUUGUGUAUCUGUUGAGACUGAAUUGUCUAGGCAGAUGAAUGAACUAGGGCUUCCUCUUUCCUUCUGCACAAACAAGGAGAAGAGAAAUGUAAAGGUUAGAGGAAAUAGAAAGGAUGGCAACAAGAAAGUUAUGUAUACUUAUGAAGAAACCAUAGAUGAAGCUUCAUUAAAUAGUUCUAUUCUCACAAAAGAUGACAUGCAAAUGGAAGCUACUCCAGAACAUGUAAAUGGUGUAACUUGUAGUGAUAUGAUUGUUGAUGACAAAAGGGAGAAUCCAAAAGAUGAAAUGAUUGAUCAUUGUUGUGAUACAAUUGAUAGUGGAAGAAAUGAUGAAUCUGGAGAUUGGAUGACAUAUUGGGAUGAGUUUUAUGAAAGAAACUACUAUUACAAUAGUAGAACACAUGAGUCAACAUGGGAACAACCUCCAGAAAUGGCAUACUUAGAUUCUGUUUAUGUGUUAAAUGAGUUGAAAGAAAUGGUGUUUAAAAUAGAUGAUGAAGCUGAUGCUAUUAAAAAUGAUAUCAAAGAGGAAAAUUCAGGUGUUUUGCAACAUGAUGAUGCAUUAUUCAAUGAAUUAAGCAGUGAUGUUACCUCAGAACUGGAUCCAACUUGCAGGCUUUCAACUACUUUUUCUGAUGAUAAAUUCAAUGAACUUUUGAGUAGCAAAGAAGAUGAUGGAAAUAUUCAUCUCACACCAAAGAAGUUGUAUACUGAAGCUAAUGAUGUUCUUUACAAAAGAAAAAAGAAAGUGAAACGAACAAAGGCACACAAGAGAUCAUUUGUUGACAAUAAAGUUUCUUUUACUAAGCAUAGGUUGAAAUUGAGGUGUCAAUGGAUCCAAUUAUUAGCAAGUUGGUUUUCUGCAACUCCGGAAUGCAUAGCAAGGCAUCAUGCAUUCCGAUGUCGGAAUGGAAUCAUUGUUGACUGUUUUACUGGAGUUGGUGGGAAUGCAAUCCGAUUUGCAUCAAACAGCACCCACACUAUUGCAAUUGAUAUUGAUCCAAAGAAGAUCGAGUAUGCUCAACAUAAUGCAUCCAUUUAUGGAGUCAAACAUCUUAUAGAAUUUAUAACAGGCGACUCUUUCAUUUUAGCCCAAAACUUGAAGGCAGACACUGUGUUCUUGUCUCCACCCUGGGGUGGGCCCCACUAUGCUAAAGCAAGAAACUUUGACAUCAUCACUAUGCUCAAGCCACAUAACGGACAAUUUCUCUUCAAUGUGGCGAAACAAAUAGCUCCAAGAAUCGUUAUGUUUCUUCCAAGAAAUGUUGACAUCAACCAACUAGCUGAGCUGUCACUUUCUGCUAAUCCUCCAUGGAAACUUGAGGUUGAAAAGAACUUUCUAAAUGGCAACUUGAAGGCUAUUACUGCCUACUUCACGGAUCCAUCAUUGUGAUUCUGGUCGUUGAUAUUUAAAUGUUGUAGAUUGUAUAUGAAAAUUUAAACAUGUGUUGGUAUUUUUAUCUGAUUAUAAAUAUUCAAUAU